CACAGUGAGCUGAGCAGGACCGCAGCAGGGACAGCAGCCACCGGAGCAGCGGCCGCGCUGCUGACUAGCGCAGUUCGGUAUUUCAGUGAGUGACGCGGAGGGCGGGUGUCGGUCGGCUGGUGGCUCCGGUAUGGCGGCCCGGCAGCUGACGGCGCUCUGGCUGCUCUGCGGCACGGCGGCGCUCUGUGGCGCUCAGGAGCCGCGCCGGCUGGCGCUCACUGACCCGUGCACGCUGCGACACACGUGCAGCGAGUGUCUGCAGACGCCUGCCUGCGCCUGGUGCGCCCAGCCGGACUUUGUGACGGCGAGCAACACGUCUGUGCAGCGGUGUAGCCGCGAGCAGGCGUUCCACAGCGGGGAGCUGAGCUGCGCCGCAGAGUAUCUCAGCACCUGGGCCAACCAGGUGACGGUGCUGCGCCACCUGCCGCUGAGCAGCGCGCUGCCCGCCACCACGGCCGCCGACGCCAUCCAGAUCGCGCCGCAGCACGUGCGGCUGGCGCUGCGCGUCAGCGAGCCGCAGCCGGUGGCCGUGCAGUUCGCGCUGGCUCCCAACUACCCGAUCGACCUGUACUACCUGAUGGACCUCAGCAAGUCAAUGGAGGACGACAAGGACAAGCUCUCCACGCUGGGCAACCUGCUGGCGCAGGAGAUGCGGCAGCUCACCUCCAACUUCCGGCUGGGCUUCGGCAGCUUCGUCGACAAGGUGGUGAUGCCCUAUGUCAGCACCGUGCCCAAAAAUCUGGAGCAGCCGUGUACGGGCUGCGCGGCGCCCUACGGAUACCACAACGACCUGCCUCUCACCAGGAGCACCGACCUAUUCGCGACCAAGGUGAGCUCCGCCAAGGUGUCCGGUAACCUGGACGCGCCCGAGGGCGGCUUCGACGCCAUCAUGCAGGCCAUCGUGUGCAAGGAGGAGAUCUCGUGGCGCAGCAACGCGCGCCGUCUGCUCGUCUUCUCCACCGACGCCGGCUUCCACUACGCCGGAGACGGCAAGCUGGGCGGCGUGGUGAAGCCCCACGAUGGCCUGUGUCACCUGGACGCCGCGGGAUCGUACACGCACUCCGAGCUGCUCGACUACCCCAGUGUGUCGCACAUCAACCAGAAGGUGAAGGAGAACAGCAUCAACCUGAUUUUCGCGGUGACGGCCGAGCAGCGUGAGACGUACGACGAGCUGAGCCGCCACAUCGAGGCCAGCUCGGCGGGCACCCUGUCCAACGACUCGUCCAACGUCGUCCAGCUGGUGAAGGAGCAGUACGCAGCAAUUACGUCGUUUGUGGAGAUGAAGGACAACUCCAGUGAGUUUGUGCGCAUCCGCUACUACUCGUCGUGUCUGGGCGGUGGGCCGCCGGAGGAGCGCAGUCGCUGCGACGGACUCCGCAUCGGCCAGCAGGUCAACUUCACCGCCAGCGUCGAG
Molecule: messenger RNA, 1414 nt
Organism: Amphibalanus amphitrite
Lineage: Eukaryota; Metazoa; Arthropoda; Thecostraca; Balanomorpha; Balanidae
Product: integrin beta-PS-like
Exons: 8
Biological process (GO): cell adhesion mediated by integrin; cell-matrix adhesion; cell migration
Cellular component (GO): integrin complex; cell surface; focal adhesion
Molecular function (GO): integrin binding
Source: RefSeq, a predicted model, not a curated record